This is a messenger RNA of Necator americanus (New World hookworm), 606 nucleotides long. RefSeq lists its product as uncharacterized. Lineage: Eukaryota; Metazoa; Nematoda; Chromadorea; Rhabditida; Ancylostomatidae. Bases 1 to 606 code for a protein of 201 amino acids. The record is from RefSeq and is a predicted model, not a curated record. The transcript has a single exon.
AUGUCUGUGGUCGACCCCAUCACCAACAAAGUCAAGCUGCGAGUCUACCAAUCCGCAAUUCGCUCCAUCAUGAUGUACCGAUCGGAGACGUGGGCAGCACCAUCAACGGUUAUGGAGAGGCUUGACUGCACGGAACGAAAGCUGCUCAGGCGGCUACUUGACUACUUUUGGCCUAGGGUAUGCCACAGUGAGAAUCUUUACGCAGAAAUUGAUGUGGUAUACCGACGGAUGACACGUGGAAGACACCAACAUCUUUCACCACCAUCGAAAGUGGCUAAAGUAAAUCGUCUUCGCUUCUUUGGUCAUAUAUUAAGGAGACCAGCAGAUCGCCUUGUCCAACGAGUUCUGAAGAGUUCGUCGGGUUCGAGCUGGAAGAAGCCACCUGGCCAAAAACGGAAGUUUUGGACUGAGGAGGUAAAAGAGGACCUGAGGACACUCGGCGUGGAUAGGCAGUUCAGGCGAGACGUAAGGUUUCGCAGAAUAUGGAAUAGCGACGAAUGGAUUGAUUCUGUGCAAGCUCUCGCAGAAGAUCGAGAAGGUUGGGCAGAGCUGUGUUCAAGGACGGCGCACCUCGGCGAAGAUGCAGGUAAUCGAGUCAGGCGAUGA